ACCACUAGCCAGCAGCCUCAAUUCAUUACCCAGCCCCAGCAGAGCCUCAGUCUCUCUGUACACAUCAAGAAGAACACACACAGCAAGGGAUCGAGCUAAAGCUAAGAAGGUAGCUCGAAGCUGGUCGUAAUUAGGUGAUGGAGAAGAGCAGAUCGGUGCCGCGGGAGCACUCGGCGCCGACGGCGGCGUACUACGGCAGCGGCGGCGGGUACGACUACGAGGACGUCGCCGGGGGAGCGCCGGCAGCUGCCAAGUCCUACAGCUUCAACGGGCCGAGCGCCGGCGACGACCCGGAGGCGAAGCGGCGGCGGCGCGUUGCGUCGUACAACGUGUUCGCGUCGCAGGCCAGGCUCAAGUCCUCCGUCCGCGGCAGCUUCAAGUGGCUCAAGUCCAAGCUCUCCGACGUCCGCUACGGUGGCCUCUGAACUCUAAACCCCCUUUCUCAAGUUUCAACAAUCUCGACUGAACCUCUACUACAUAUACAUGAGAUCUCAUCUCUUUCUCUCUACAAAUAUGUAUGCAUAUGCAUGAAGAAGUGUAUGUGUGUGUACUACUACUGUCUACUGCUACUCCUAUACGUGCAUAUGCAUGGCCAAGUUGCUCCGUAUUUAUGCAUGUAUGUAUGAACUAGUGCUAUAUAUGUGUGUGUGAUCUUGAGUAGUUUUGCUGCAUGGUUAACGGUUUAGAUCCAUAUCGGUUCCAUGUUUUUGUUUUUUUCUUGUUUGUGUGCAAAUUAAGAACGGUUGAUCUGAAAGAAAAGAAGGUGUGGUUGCUGUUCCCAAAGGAAAGAACAGUGCUUGUCUUACUGUAUCUAUCAUCCUGCUUAAUGAAAUUGCAGAUUAAGUUUGUAUCAAGC
This is a messenger RNA of Brachypodium distachyon (stiff brome), 856 nucleotides long. RefSeq lists its product as uncharacterized. Lineage: Eukaryota; Viridiplantae; Streptophyta; Magnoliopsida; Poales; Poaceae. The record is from RefSeq and is a predicted model, not a curated record. The coding region runs from base 138 to 425 and encodes 95 amino acids. The transcript has a single exon.